Molecule: messenger RNA, 342 nt
Organism: Adineta steineri
Lineage: Eukaryota; Metazoa; Rotifera; Eurotatoria; Adinetida; Adinetidae
Source: the annotation of a GenBank genome assembly
AUGACAACAACAGAAACAACAACAACAGCAGCAGCAACAACAACAACAAAAAUAAUAACUACAACAAGACCAGUAACUACAACAACAAGACCAAUAGUCACAACAACAAGACCAAUAGCCACAACAACAAGACCAAUAGCCACAGCAACCACAACAACAACAAAAAUAACAACCACAACAAUGACAACAAGAGCAACAGCAACAGUAACAGUAACAGUAAUAACAACAACAACAACAACAACAACAACAACUACAACAAUGACAACAACAGCAACAACAGCAACAACCGCAACAACAACAAAAAUAACAACUAUAACAUCAACAACAACAACAAAAAUAUAA